This is a messenger RNA of Zychaea mexicana, 2708 nucleotides long. Its product is annotated as glycoside hydrolase superfamily. The transcript has 3 exons. Gene Ontology annotation, molecular function: steryl-beta-glucosidase activity. NCBI's taxonomy places the organism in Eukaryota, Fungi, Mucoromycota, Mucoromycetes, Mucorales, Lichtheimiaceae. The record is from RefSeq and is a predicted model, not a curated record. Bases 101 to 2410 code for a protein of 769 amino acids. Gene Ontology annotation, biological process: ergosteryl 3-beta-D-glucoside catabolic process.
UUCUCUCUCGCUUCAACUUUGACUCUCACUACGUCUCUCUCUCUCUCCCUCUUUUAAACCUUCCCUCUCCCUUUUAUUUUUAUUUUUUAACUCAUCGAUCAUGCAAGUGAAUGGACCUUGGUUCACUGAACCAGAAACACAGCGCACAGUUAUUUUCCGCGGAAUCAACCUGAGCGGUGGCACUAAACUCCCUGUGGGGGUACCUUCUCAUGAGCCGAAUGGUUUUUGGUUCGAUUACGAUCGCAAGGUAUCUUUUGUCGGCCGACCGUUUCCGCUUGACGAAGCAGAUAUGCACAUGCAACGACUGGUUGACCAUGGAUUCACUUUAUUACGAUUCAUGGUGACUUGGGAAGCCAUCGAGCACGAGGGACCCGGAAUUUACGAUGAAGAUUACCUCGACUAUGUCAUUGAAAUACUCAAAAAAUGCAAAGAGUACGGCUUGAAAGUAUAUUUAAACCCACAUCAGGAUACGUGGUCUCGUCAUUGUGGUGGAUCAGGGCAUCCAGGAUGGACGCAUACACUUGCUGGCUUGAACCCUCAGCGCUUUACAGCAACCAACGCCGCCAUUGUUCACAACGUUCAUCCCGAGCCUGAGAAAUUUCCCAAGAUGAUAUGGAACACCAAUUACCAAAAGCUUGCUGCCGCGACACUAUUCACGCUAUUUUUUGCGGGGAAAACAUAUGCUCCGAAAUGCAUUGUAAACGGCGUCCACGUGCAGGACUAUAUGCAAUCACACUAUAUCCGUGCUUUUACUGAACUCGCACGGCGGGUGCAAGUAAACGACCUGCAGGGACACGUUGUCAUUGGCUAUGAUACCAUGAACGAGCCAGGACAAGGAUACAUUGGAUGGCCAGAUAUUACGGGACGACCGGCCGAAGAUGUUGACUUCAAAAAGGGACUGACUCCUACUCCAUUUGAAGGCAUGAUGUUGGGCACUGGCAUCGCCACAGAAGUUGACAAUUGGGUAUUUACGUGGCGUGGACCCAAGCGCGACGGACGUGUGUUGGUCGAUCCACAAGGCGUUCAGGCAUGGCUUUCUACCGAAGAAUUAAAGACUGCAGAUCAAAGUUUCGGUUGGCAGCGGGCAGAUGAUUGGAAACCCGGGUGUAUCUGGGCCAACCACGGGCUCUGGGAUCCAUAUGCUCGGACAGUCAUGCGACCUGACUAUUUUGUAACCACAGAAAGCUAUGCCCACUACUGGCUCAACUUUAUCAAGGACUAUUCUGAUAGCUUGCUGGAGGUCCACCCGGAUGCCAUCUUGUUUGUCCAGCCGCCCAUCAUGGAACAGGCACCCAGCAUGCCGCCUUCGUUGAAAAAGAUGGCUUUGACACCCCAUUGGUAUGAUGGAUUGACACUCGUUAAGAAAAAAUGGUGCAGCUACAAUGUUGACUAUAUCAAUCUCAAACGUGGCAAGUACGGUACCGGUCCUUUACGUUUUGUUCGUGCCUUGCGCCUCGGUGAAAAAGCUAUCCGGCAAUGUUUUGUAGACCAGAUUGAGACGCUCAAGAUGGAAGGUCUAGAAACGCUCGGUUCAUUUCCGUUCAUUAUUGGUGAAAUUGGUAUCCCGUACGACAUGGAGCCGGUCAAGCAAAAAUCCACAGUGACGGGAUGGUUUUCUUGGAUGUUUGUCUGGCUAUUUGGUCGAUUCAUGAAAAGGAGCAAUAGGAAGAGUAGUAACGGCGGAGCCACCAAUAGCAGCUGGUCCUCUAGACGGUCGGUGAUGCUCAAAAACAAGGAUAACGACACGUAUUAUCCUAUGGGCAGUCCAGAAGCACCUCAGAAUAAGGCCAUGGAUGCCAGUAUUCACGCAGCAGAAUGUAACUUGGUCAGUUAUACAUUGUGGAACUAUGUACCCGACAACCAUCCAAGGUGGGGCGAUCUAUGGAAUGGCGAGGAUCUUAGCAUCUGGCAAGGCCGAGACAACGCAGCGGCGAUAGCAUUCAAGGAAGACGUGACAGAUGAUUCUGACACGAGCAGUGAAACGCUACUCCCUGAAACAGCAACAGACGGCAAACUAAGUGCGAUGGCUACUAGCAGCAGCAGCAGUUUUGUUGGCGCAAACGCGGGUGGAGUGAAUGUGCGCGACAUUAUCUCUUUGCACCGUCCACAUGCACACAAAAUUGGGGGCGUACCGCUCUCAGUCGAGUAUGUGUCGCCUACACACAAACAGCGUGCGUCGUUUGUGUUUAGCUAUAGAAGCAGUGCAAAGGUCGAGGGACCUACCGAGAUUUAUGUGCCUAUGGUGCAUUUCCCAUUGCCAGACUCGCCAAUGGAUCCGAGCCAAGUGCAAAUAUCCGGUGGUCGAUGGAAAGCCCAGACCCACAAUGAGAAUUACUGGACCCUUUUAUGGUGGUGCGACGACGAUGAGGCGGAUCAGGAGUUGCAGCUUUUGGGUCAAAACAUUCAAUAAUUGGAAUGUUCGUGCAGCUUGACGUGUGUGUGUGACAGGUUUUGUUGGUCACUGCCACACUAUUGUUACUCCCUCGUAGCAAGCGCAAAAGCUAACCAUGCAGCAUCAUGCAGCAGUGGCAGCAAAUGUACAAUACCACACAAUAUACCGACAUAUACCAUUACUAUUAUUAUCAUCAUCGCUAUCCCCUAUUCUUCUGUUCUUUCGAUCACACUGUUCCCUUUCCCCCUUUUGUCUAUAGAUCCAAACAAACUGUAAUAUGACUCUUUUUCAUUAAUAAACACACAUACAGCAUGAC